This is a messenger RNA of Neolamprologus brichardi, 3238 nucleotides long. RefSeq names its product translocase of outer mitochondrial membrane 70 (gene tomm70). NCBI's taxonomy places the organism in Eukaryota, Metazoa, Chordata, Actinopteri, Cichliformes, Cichlidae. Gene Ontology annotation, cellular component: mitochondrial outer membrane. The record is from RefSeq and is a predicted model, not a curated record. Gene Ontology annotation, molecular function: transmembrane protein transporter activity; protein binding. Gene Ontology annotation, biological process: protein insertion into mitochondrial inner membrane; protein import into mitochondrial matrix.
AUGGCUGCUUCGAAGCCAGUCGAGCCGCAGUCUGGGACUGGACUACCCCGGUGGCAGCUGGCCCUGUUAGUGGGGGCUCCCAUAGUACUCGGAGUCGGGGCGGUCUACCUAUGGAACCGCAGCAGGACGAAGGAAAAGAAGGGGACCGGGGAGCGGAAAACACCUGAAGGCAGCGCCAGCCCCGUGCAGGGCCAGGAAGGCGAAUCUCGAUCCGGCCGAGAGCAGGAGAACAUGAGUCCUUUGGAUCGGGCCCAAGCAUCUAAGAACAAAGGCAACAAGUACUUCAAAGCUGGAAAGUAUGAAAACGCCAUACAGUGCUACACAGAGGCCAUUGCUCUGUGCCCCACAGAGCAGAAGUCGGAUUUGUCAACGUUUUACCAGAACAGAGCUGCAGCCUACGAACAGCAGAUGAAGUGGACAGAGGUGGUACAGGACUGCAGUAAGGCUGUUGAGCUGAAUCCACGCUAUGUGAAGGCUCUGUUCAGGAGGGCUAAAGCUCUGGAGAGACUAGAAAACAGGAAGGAGUGUCUAGAGGAUGUCACAGCGGUGUGUAUUCUCGAGGCCUUCCAGAACCAACAGAGCAUGCUGCUAGCAGACAAGGUGCUAAAGCAGCUCGGGAAAGAGAAGGCCAAAGAGAAGUACAAGAACCGUGAGCCAAUGAUGCCUUCGCCUCAGUUCAUCAAGUCGUACUUUAGCUCCUUCACUGAUGACAUAAUCUCCCAGCCCCUGCAGAAGGGGGAGAAGAAAGACGAAGACAAGGAUAAGGAGGGCGAGGCAGCAGAGGUCUCAGAGAGCUCUGGGUACCUGAAGGCAAAACAGUACAUGGAGGAGGAAAAUUAUGACAAAAUCAUCAGUGAAUGCACCAAGGAGAUCGAGUCAGGAGGAAGAUACACCGCUGAGGCGCUGCUGCUGCGCGCCACCUUCUACCUUCUGAUUGGAAACUCUACUGCUGCUCAGCCUGACUUGGAUCGGGUCAUCAACAUGCAGGACGCCAACGUGAAGCUGAGGGCCAAUGCGCUGAUCAAGCGUGGCAGCAUGUACAUGCAGCAGCAGCAGCCAAUGCUCUCUACACAGGAUUUCAACAUGGCCGCAGAGAUCGACACGCGGAACCCUGAUGUGUAUCAUCACAGGGGGCAGCUGAAGAUCCUGCUGGACCAGGUGGAUGAGGCAGUGGUAGACUUUGAUCAGUGCAUCCUGCUCAGGCCUGACUCUGCUCUGGCGCAGGCACAGAAGUGCUUUGCCCUUUACAGACAAGCAUAUACUGGAAGUAAUAUUUCACAAAUACAGACAGCCAUGGAUGGCUUUGAAGAUGUUAUCCGGAGGUUUCCAAAAUGUGCCGAGGGCUACGCUCUCUACGCUCAGGCUUUGACUGAUCAGCAGCAAUUUGGAAAAGCCGAUGAAAUGUACGACAAGUGUAUUGAACUGGAACCAGACAAUGCUACAACAUAUGUCCACAAGGGUUUGUUGCAGCUUCAGUGGAAACAGGAUCUCGACUUGGGUCUCGACCUCAUCAGUAAGGCAAUUGAGAUCGACAACAAAUGUGAUUUUGCCUAUGAAACCAUGGGAACCAUCGAAGUUCAAAGGGGCAAUCUUGACAAGGCGAUCGAGAUGUUCAACAAAGCAAUUAACCUAGCGAAGUCAGAGAUGGAGAUGGCCCACUUAUACUCGUUAUGUGAUGCCGCCUACGCCCAGACAGAAGUGGCGAGGAAGUACGGGCUGAAACCUCCGACUCUGUAACCGUUUUGCCAACGGAUCGCCAAUCUCAGUCUUCAAUGCUGAAUCUAACUGUGUUAAAAGUGCAACUGUCUGACUUUGAUUUGUUAAAAAAUAAAUACUGGAUGAUAUGGGGGGAAUUUGAAAAAAAGGAAGAACCCUGAAUAUAUACUGUGUUUACGUCACAUUGAAGGGGAUUGUUUUCAUGGAAACCAGAUUUGUACUCGAGUCAAACUGAGGCUAUGAUCCUGGUCUCUGGUAGACUCGGUGGUUUAUCAGGAUGUGGGGUGGGGGGUGUGGAAUUUAACCAACGCCGCCCUUUAUGCUGACACUUAAUUCCACAGUGGCGUCAUUGUCAAACCUUUGAUUUUUAUGGCUCAGAAUGAAAAUAAAGGUCAUUUAUGGAGGGAAAGUACAUGAGUGAGAUGUAUACGUGUCAGAAGAUGUAGAGAGAAUUGAAAUGUUCAGUCUGUUGAACCUGCAGGGGUUCGGAGACCCUUUUAAAUCUACAGACAAUACUGUGAGCGCUUUAUAGUUCCAAUGGACAGUUCACUUGUUAAUUUAUGCUGAUCUAAAGUGUUUUUGUCCACCUACUCCCAUAUUGUAACAUACAGUAUCAGUUCUGAAUGCAAGAUUAAAAUUAUAGUCAAAUGUACAAUGUCUGUAUUGAAAUGCUGGAGUUGAUCCCAGGAUACAAGCCUACAGAGUUUAGGCACAGUUUUUUUUCUUUCGUUUUAAAUGGUGGGAUUGCCUGUUUCCUUUUUUAUAUACUUCGUGCAGCAUGUUCACUUUAUAAAUUAAUGUAAAUGCAAUGCUCGUGCUGUCUUGAACACUAGGAAAACCCUUUUUCAGGCUUUUGGUUUUUUUGCAAAACACUGAUUAGACAAACUUAGCCAACUUUGUUUUUAAUUUUUCUUUUUUUUAAAUGAUCUAUUUGGCGUUGCCUCUUGUGUCAGAAGGGUAUUUAGUGGUUUUUCCCCCAGCUCAUGUUAAUUGGGAAACCUGAUUCUUUUUAUAGUUUGUGAUUAUUUUUUUUCUUCAUGCUACAUUUCCUUUUACUUUUGACCGAAUACUUAACAUAGUGGUUUAAUUCUAAUUUGCUUUUUUCAUCUCUCCUUUUCAAACAACCCGAGCCUUAUUGUCUCCAGCCUAUGCAGCUCUGAGAAUUUCGGUAUGGUGUGUGGUUUGGUUCUCAAGUAGCAUCUGUGCACCACUGAUGAUUGUACGUCUGGGGCAUUUUUAAAAAAAAUGCAACGAAAAGCUCCCGUUCUCUGUGACAUUCAUUAGUCUCACCCCCAGUAAACUAUCACUGCGUGUGUGGUGAUGCCAAGGAACCAAAUCAUGCAUUUUGAGCUGCAGCUGGUGAGACUGACUCCAACUAAAACCAUAUUUACUUAACCUUCAGAACAUGGAUGUGAACUAGAUUUUGGCUGUUUGAUAUCAGAUACACUGACAUUCUGCAUCUACCAUACGUGUGGUGACCAAAGUGAAAGAAUGAGUCCUAAUAAAGUUACAAUUCUUGGAA